AUGGGCCCCUAUACCGCCUCCUCAUGCUGCUGCCAGGCCCCUAAUCUGCCAUGGGCCCCUAUACCGCCUCCUCAUGCUGCUGCCAGGCCCCUAAUCUGCCAUGGGCCCCUAUAUACCGCCUCCUCAUGCUGCUGCCAGGUCCAGAGUCUCUCAUGGGUCCCUGUACGGCCUCCCAUUGCUGCUGUCUCCAUCGCCACACUCUGCCCAUGUGCCACUUUCAGGUCUCCUCACACACUGCUGGUGUGUUCCAUUUUUUGACAUAGGGUGCUGGCAGAUUACGGGCCUCCCAUAGCUGCUGCCCAGGCCCCUAAUCUGCCAUGGGCCCCUAUACCGCCUCCUCAUGCUGCUGCCAAGUCCAGAGUCUGCAUGGGUCCCUGUACGGCCUCCCAUUGCUGCUGUCUCCAUCGCCACACUGCCAUGUGCCACUUUCAGGUCUCCUCACACUGCUGGUGUGUUCAAUUUUUUGACAUAGGGUGCUG
Staurois parvus is the source of this 479-nucleotide messenger RNA. The record is from the annotation of a GenBank genome assembly. NCBI's taxonomy places the organism in Eukaryota, Metazoa, Chordata, Amphibia, Anura, Ranidae.